AUGGCUUCUUGUACUAUCAGCACUGGCGAGACAGAAUACGAUGGAAAGGCCUUUGUGCUUCAUUCGGACAGUGGUACUAGCCGUGUGGCUUGUGGUUUGUUGGGACCUGCUGGAGCCAUGGUGGAUGGUGGCGGCGACCCCCCCGACGCCGAAUGUUCCCAGUUACAAAGUGUACCAACAAGCCACCAUGCAUUGCACCCAUUCCAGGUGUCGACACUCAAGUUUAGCGGGUCGGUCGUUGUUUUCGCCGACACUUCCGAUGGAACCACUGUUGGAUACGGUGGCCACGUCAUGGGGCUAGAACCAGGGCUUUUGGCCUCUGAUUGCCCUGCCACCAAUGGAUGUGGUGUCCACAUUCACUCUGGUAUGGGAUGUGAAGACUCUGCUGCCCAAGGCGGUCACUACUUUGCCGACCCCAUCAUGACAGAUCCUUGGAUUACUGCCCAAUAUUCUUCUGAUGCCGAAGGUAGCACCACCUUUGGUGCCUCGCUCGAAAUGGGAACUGUGGACUUGGAAGGUCGUGCCUUUGUGGUUCACGCCGAAGAUGGUUCUCGUGUCGGAUGCGGUAUCUUGAGCAAGGUGGAGAGCCACCUCGGAGCCGGUUUGGCAUCCCUUGGUGAUUCUUCUGCCAUGGGAAGUGUCACGGCUCUGCCCGUCGCCGAUACCGAUCUUAUCUGUUACAUGGGAUACGCCAUGAAUUUGGAACCUGAUCUCUCUGCCUUUUAUGCUCCCCACCAAGGUCCCAACUGCACUGCCACCAAUGGUUGUGGAACCCAUGUCCACGCUGGAACCAGCUGUGACUCCACCGAAACCCAAAUGGGUCACUAUGGACUCUGA
Molecule: messenger RNA, 837 nt
Organism: Cylindrotheca closterium
Lineage: Eukaryota; Bacillariophyta; Bacillariophyceae; Bacillariales; Bacillariaceae
Source: the annotation of a GenBank genome assembly